Molecule: messenger RNA, 288 nt
Organism: Cygnus atratus (black swan)
Lineage: Eukaryota; Metazoa; Chordata; Aves; Anseriformes; Anatidae
Product: dynein light chain 1, cytoplasmic-like
Exons: 3
Coding region: 1-288 (95 amino acids)
Biological process (GO): microtubule-based process; cilium assembly
Cellular component (GO): cytoplasmic dynein complex
Molecular function (GO): dynein light intermediate chain binding; dynein intermediate chain binding
Source: RefSeq, a predicted model, not a curated record
AUGGCUUUGACUCUUGAGCCCCGCGUCGUGGACAGGGAGGUAGUCAUCAAGAAUGCGGACAUGUCAGAGGAGGUGCAGCAAGAUGCUGUGGAUUGUGCCACUCAGGCCUUGGAGAAGCAUAUCGAGAAGGACAUUGCUGCGCACAUCAGGAAGGAAUUUGACAAGAAAUACAAUCCCACUUGGCACUGCAUCACAGGAAGGAACUGUGUCAGCUACGUGACUCAUGAGACCAAGCAUUUCAUCUACUUCUACCUCAGCCAAGUUGCUAUUCUUUUCAAGUCUGGUUAG